This is a messenger RNA of Entrophospora candida, 1338 nucleotides long. The record is from the annotation of a GenBank genome assembly. Lineage: Eukaryota; Fungi; Glomeromycota; Glomeromycetes; Entrophosporales; Entrophosporaceae.
AUGUUCGGGAAUCAAACAGAUACAAAAGAUGUUUUAAAAUUUCAACAAAAAGUGAAGGAGACAUUAGAAAUAUUUAAAGUUAAAGAAUCUGAACAUAAUUGGGAAAAAUUUAAUAAAGCAUUAAUAGUAUUAAUUGAAAUUACUAGAAAAGGUGUUAUUCAUUAUGAGGAUAUUUUUAUUGAUGGAAUAAAAUUUUUAAGACAACCAAUUGAAAAUUCUUUACUUACAGAUAGAUCAAGAUUAUCUGGCACAGCAAUUAAUUUGAUUGAAGAAAUCUUUAAAGCACUUGGUACAAAAUCUAAAUCAUUAACUGAAAUAUUUGCACCCAGCAUUCUAAAACUUUGCAAUCGUGCAAAUAAAUUGUUUGUCAAAAGAGCAAAUGAUUGUUUGGACACGAUAAUUCGUAAUUCAAAAUCACCAAGUCUCAUUCCAAAAUUUAAAGAAGCAAUGCAGAGUCAAAACAAACAAAUGAGAACUAGUGCUGCACAGUUGACUUCAGUAUUGUUGGAGACUGUUGAUGUUAAUGGAUUGAACCAUCAUUAUAUUGAGGAUUUGGAAUCGAUGAUACAUAAAGGCGCUGCAGACUCGGAGCCAGCUGUAAAGAAUGCAUCCAGAAAAUCUUUUGAUUUUUAUAAAUCAAAAUUUGAUUUUAGAUUAGACAAUUUUGUGGCUAGGCUAUCUCCUUAUGAAAAGAAAAGUCUUGGUAUUAUUGAAGAUUAUCAACAACAGCAGCAACCGCAUUCAAAAAUUUUACGUCAAUCCAUUUCUUUAACAUCCAUCAAUAGGAAUCAAAAUAUUAUUAACAAUAAGAAACAAAAUAUUAACCUUAAUACAAAAGAAAACGUUAAUUUAAAAACAACAGUCGACAAUGUUAAUCUCAUUACAACAAAAGAAAAUAUUAACCUCAAUACAAAAGAUAAUCCACUAUUAUUAGUUGACAAUCUUUUGGAAAAUUUUUCUUUACUUACUGAAGAAACUGAAUUUAAAUCCUUAAUAUCACCUACAAAAAUUCCUGACCCAGUUACACGUGUCACGGAUAAUAAUAAAUUUCAAUCAUCAUCUUCUCUUUCAUCGACCACUAAUGCUAAAAAUAUUAUUGUAGGAAACAAAUCAAAAUCAGUCAAAGCUUCAUCAUCUACUACUGCAGAGCGUAAUGUAACUAGCACAGAUAGUAAACAAAAGAUUAUCAAUAAUCGAGUGUUGAAUGCUAGUAAGUUUCAAAAUCGUAAUGACAGCCAAAAAACUACACGUACAGCAGUAGCAUCAGCAAAUGCUACAACAGCAACAACCAGACCAUUAAAACUUAGUGUUAAAAGAAAAUCAUCAACAGAUUUAUAA